CCAUAGUGGACGCUUCGUUUCGGAAGACGGUUGGGAGCGAGUGAAACUCGUUGCGUGCGAGGAAUUUGUACUCUCCAUACGGAGUCGUAAGGACGAGCAUACAGCCAUUCCUAAGCGUACGAUGGCAGGAGCCGAUUCACCAAACGUAAAACCAGAGCAGCAAAAUGUACCUGCAGAAAAUAGUAACGAUAAUCCACGAGAACGUAAUCCACCGGGAGGCGGUAAUCGCGGACCGCGUGGUCGAAAAGGUGGUACGCGUUUUUCUGGUGGACGCGGUGGUGGAAUGGGCGGAGGAAACAGAAACAACGAUGGUCCUAUGAAGAUGAGUGAUUCCAUGGAUGGUGGAAUGGACAACACAAUGUCUGAAGGAAUGGGUGGUGGCAUGGGAGGAGGAAUGGGAGGAGGAAUGGGAGGAGGAAUGGGAGGAGGUAUGGGCGGAGGAAUGGGUAUGGGACGAGGAGGUGGAAUGCGCGGAGGUAGAGGUGGUCGAGGAGGUGGCGACAGAAACAUGGGAAAUCGUUCACAAGAUGAUCGUUUAAUGGAACGUAUUAUGGCUAUCAGCGGACCAACUCAUGAAUUACCACCACAGGAAACUACAGAAAAAAAGUUUAGUGGACGUAAUCGUUUGUAUAUUGGAAACUUAACUAAUGAUGUUACAGAAGAAGAAAUUCAGCAGAUGUUUCAACAAUAUGGUGAAAUAUCCGAGCUUUUUGUCAAUAAGGAGAAGAAUUUCGCCUUCCUCAGAAUGGAUUAUAGGGUAAAUGCCGAGAAAGCGAAACAUGAAUUGGAUGGGACAAUGCGAAAAGGUCGUGCGCUUAAAGUACGUUUUGCUCCACAUUCAUCGACGAUUAAAAUUAAAAAUCUUACACCUUGGAUUUCAAAUGAGUUGCUUGAAAGGUCGUUUAGUGUUUUUGGUGAAAUCGAACGUGCAAUAGUUAUAGUAGACGAUAGAGGAAAAUCUACUGGUGAAGGCAUUGUCGAAUUCUGCAGGAAACCAUCUGCCCAACUUGCUCUACGAAAGUGUACAGAAGGCUGCUACUUCUUAACUGCUUCUUUGCGGCCAGUCGUUGUCGAACCAUUCGAACAACAAGAUGAUGUAGAUGGUUAUCCCGACAAAAAUUUGCCACGGAAGAAUCCAGAAUUUUUCAAGGCUCGCGAUAUCGGUCCAAGAUUUGCACAGUUAGGAAGCUUCGAACAUGAAUAUGGAACAAGGUGGAAACAACUCCACGAGCUGUAUAAACAGAAGGAAGAAGCGCUGAAGAGAGAAAUGGCAAUGGAAGAAGAAAAAUUGGAAGCACAGAUGGAGUUCGCACGUUAUGAGCAUGAAACGGAAUUGCUAAGAGAACAACUGCGUAUGCGUGAAGCUGACCGAGAGAGACAGAAAAGAGAAUGGGAAAUGAAAGAAAGACAAGCUGAAGAACAAAGGACACGUGAAGAGGAGCUACGAAGGAGACAGCAAGAAGAAAUGGCUAUGCGUAUCAGAAGACAAGAGGAAGAAUUGCACAGACGUCAACAAGAAAAUAAUUUGUUUAUGCAGGAACAAGCAAUAAGAGGAGGAGGAGGAGGUGGAGGUGGAGGUGGUGGCGGCGGCGGCGGCGGCGGUGGCGGUGGCGGCGGUGGAGGUGGCAUGGGAGGAAAAAAUUACGAUUCUGUUAGUAACAGUGAUCGGGAUGGAUAUGGUCAACCUGACGGUGGAAGCGGCAUGCCAGUGGACCCAAAGUCCUUCAUGGAUGCUUAUAACACUAUGGACCGUGGUAGUCGAGGGGGUGGUUACAAUGAUGAUCGUGGGCAGAUAAUGGAUUUGAUGGAUAUGAGGGUCGAUAUGGGUAACAUGGGUGGUGGCGGUCGUGGAGGUGGUGGUGGUAGUGGGCGUUGGCAAGGUGGCAAUGAUCGAAAUCGUCAGGACGAUUAUCCAAACAAGAGGAGACGCUACUAAAAAGAUGGCAGUAUUAUACAUUUAAAAAAAAAGAAACGAAAAGGAUUUAUAUUUUCCGGUAAUUCGCAUUAUAUUCUUCAGUCAUUUUUCCAUAAGGUUUUGCUAUGGAUCGCCUCUCACAUUUUUUAUGUCAUUGGGUGGGGAGGGAAAGAAUACCGGCGAGAAUGAGUGGGCAAAAGAAGGAUGAUUUGUGGUCAAGCGACUUUUUUUUUUAUAUCUUUCGUAUUAGAUCUGACGUCGGAAACAUCGUAAAUCAUUUGCCGACAAAGAGACUACUGUGUUUUAUGCAGUUUUUAUGUUAACAGAAUGUUAAUGGAAAAAAGUGAACUUGCGAGCGCAAUUAGUGCGAGAAAGAAAACGCCUCUUUCUGGUUAUUUAUAGUACUAAAUAGAUUUAUAUAUAUUGACGAAUUCUUUAGGUUUUUGGUAGAAUUUUUCUGUAGAAAUACGAGACCAAAAAAAAAAUUAACGCCGAAGAUCCGUUAAUGCUGACUAUUAACACUAUUAUAUAAAUAUUCAAUGACUCUUCUUAUUCAGUGUAUAAACCGUUACAUUCAACUCAUAUGCCCUCUUCCUUUUAUUUUUUAUUUUUUAGAGACUGUUCCUCUCUAAGAAAUAGAAACGCAUAGACAAGAAGAACUGAAUUCUAAGUUUACGGUACCCAUACUGUGAACGCUGUCAUGCUAAAAUAUAUGUAGAGGCGAAAGCAUAUUCAUUAUGUCAAUUAGUAUUUUAAUGAGAAAAAAAUCACACGGGCGGAGUAUUUUAUUUCGAGGAAAACAUGUGUAAAUAUUGAAAACGACGUAAUAUAUAUAUAUAUAUAUAUAUAUUAGUUUUUGUCAUUAAUUGUAUUGUCAUACUGUCGCUUUUCAUAAUUUAUCAAGUAUUUGAUCCGAUAGUAUCCCAGGAUACAAGUAUAAGUAUAUACUCUGAAUCGUACAAUUUGAUUUGUACUUUACAAGUACGAGGGGAUAAUUAGUGUGUAAGUGAGAAAAUGCGUUAAUAGAGACUGAAACCGAAGUCAGUCGUCCAAUAAUUUAUCAUUCUAUAAGGAGGAAAAGUUUUUCACAGGCACACCUGUGUUAAGGACAGUUUUUAGUAACCGCAGUAUCAAUAUUCGUAUGUACGUGUUUUUAAGCUUAAUUAAUUGGUGUGUGACUUCACCAUGAAAGAGAGUAUAAGAUAUAUACGAUCUUUUCAUUACUUAAAUCUUCAUAAAAGUAAUUAUGUUAGAGUAAGACGUAUACCAGCAAAACAAUCUGCAACUGUGCUACCCAAACUCUGUGAAGAAACUUCAUUGACAAGAAAGUAAUUUUAUGAAUAAAGGGCUACAUAUAUACAUA
Messenger RNA from Dufourea novaeangliae, 3278 nucleotides. Its product is annotated as hrp65 protein-like. The transcript is spliced from 9 exons. Gene Ontology annotation, molecular function: RNA binding. Gene Ontology annotation, cellular component: nucleus. Gene Ontology annotation, biological process: regulation of DNA-templated transcription. The record is from RefSeq and is a predicted model, not a curated record. The coding region runs from base 122 to 1936 and encodes 604 amino acids. Lineage: Eukaryota; Metazoa; Arthropoda; Insecta; Hymenoptera; Halictidae.